CCUUCCGUCCCACUUCUUUGCUGAGAAGCUCUCGCUUGCAGCCACUGGUGCUUGUCCGUGGAGGCCCCCUUGGGUAGGGCCUGCAGCUCCCUCCCAUCUCAGGCCCCAGAACCGCCCGCUUCCCCUCUGUGGGAGCCGCCGCGCAUGUCCGCUUCGUGCUGCUCCGACCCGUAUUUCUAUCAUUUGUCCCCGGCCCGUGCAGGGUCCAAGGGCAGACAGCCAUGAAGAGGCUGGGCUGGGACCGGACCCUUCCCGGAGCCGAUGCCCUGCGGACGGGGGCCGGAGGAAGCUUCAGCACCGCUCCCUGCCCGGGCCGGAGCCUGCCAACCCGCCCUCUGCGUUGCGGGGGCGGGCUGAGGCGCCGCAAGGAUGAGGCGGGGAUGACGAUCCCGGGCAGCCUGGGCAAACGCAGGGGACUCGAACUCGUCCGCUGUGGGACUGCAGGAAACUCCGCGUGAACGGUUGGCGCAGGCGCUCUGGGUGCCUGUGAAGAGCAGGAGGCGCCUUCCCAGAGUCACUCACGCGGAGGCGGAGAGAAGGCACGGGGCAAAGGCGGUGCUGAGGGGCUUCUCUGGGCCCCAACCCGGGCUCUUGUGGCCCUUUGUGCCGGGGCAGAGAGGCCUCCCUGGGCCAACCCUGGGCCGCCUGCAAGAAUCCCGGGAGGACCAGGGAGAAAGAGGGCGGGGCGCACAAGGAUGCCGGGGAAGGGGUGCCGCGCCCCUCCGCCGACUACUCUGCCUUCAGGACGUUAACUGGGCGGCGGGGCCGAAUCCUCGAGGGUCAAAGCCCUGACAGAGUCCCCGCGCCGCGGCUGGAAUGGCAGGCUCUGAGCCCGGGAGGUCACUACCGUGGUGCAAUGCACAAGCUCCACAAAGGGUGGUUCGCCGCAUUUAUUUGCAGGUCACGUUUCCUUAGUGGCCAAGAACACGUUUAAGUCGCACCCCACAGAGGAGAUGGACCUCACGCUUUCCAGCCCACCAGGGAGCACCCUGGGUGUGCGUGCGCGCGCGCGCGGGUAUAUGUGCGCGUGUGCGCGCAUCCUGAAGUCUCUAUUGGUGAUUGUACUCUACCACAGCAGUGCCACCUACUGGCUUUAAUGAAGAGCGUCACUGCAUGGAGGGAAGAAAACUGCCUGGCCCUACAAGUCAGAGCUACUGGAAGCGUCCAGACUGGUUUGGACAGAGCACCUGGCACCGCACUAAGCACAAAGUGGUCGGUUUUUAAAUACUUGCUUGCAGUGUCUGAAGGGACCAAGACAAAGUUACUUGAGCAAGUGUCCUGGCUGGAGGAACAACUAGAGACAGCUGAUAUUAAGGAAGUAAGGGGGGAACCAUAUGAAGAAAUCAUGCAUGCCAAAAACCAGCGCAUAGAGAAAUUACAAGCUGAAGUUAAAGCUUCACAAGAACAACUUGCUGCUCAUAAACUUAAGCACAAAAGGAAAAUGAAAAAGCUGCAGACUGAUUUGGCAACAGCUAAGCAGGAGGCUGCCAUCACGGUGCUGGAACUCAAUGAAAAGAUAAAGACUCUUUAUGAAGGAAAGCCAAGCCCUAGAGGCUGCCUCAGGAUCUCCUUCAGGCUCCUCAAAUGUAAGAUCAGCACCAUAAGGACCUGCAUUUUAGCUACACGGAUACCAGAAGAAAACUCUCUGGAAGAAUCUUGCGGAGGUCUCCCACCUGUGGAAGAAGGAGAUAGAAGAAUGAGUCUGAUUAUGGAGUUGUCCACCCAAGUUUCGCUACAGACAGAAAAGAUCAAUCAGCUAGAAGAAGUUCUGGAGGAGAAGGAAAGGAAGAUACAGCAGCUGGAAGCAGAGCGAGAGACUCCAAUGUUCCAAAUGGGAAGCCCUCCAGAAUGUUUACCAGAAGCGCCGAGUGCUAGUAAUGAUAGAACUUCUGCAGUGGACAUUGAUUGACAAUUUAUAAAGAUUGCUUAGUAAGCAGAAAAUAAACGUGUAUUAAGUGACAUCAAGCUAGAUACCAAACUAAUCUCAAGUUCAGGAUGAUCUGUUGGAAAGAGACAGAGGAAAGAAUUCAGAAGCAAAGACAAAGCCCAUCCUUUGGAUUCUCCAUUACGUAGCCAGAUAUCUUCAGGGUCCAGGAAGUCAGACUUUCAGUCAGGGCUCUAAUGGUAUCUCUGAAUCAUUGGCCAGGCCUCCGCAGCAGUGGGGCAUGUUGGGAGGGAGAGGCACGGAGGAAGUUAAGUAGCAAAGAAGCCCAAUGAAGCUGCCCUUGGAGGAAGAAAAUGGCCCAGACUCCUCUCCACAGCCGUUUAUGAAAGGAGAAUUGUCAAGCAGUGACAAAGUUUGAACUGGUGAACUCUGCGGGGAGGGUGCCAGGGAAGGAAAAGAAGCAUUAGCGAUUCAGCACAGUAAAUAAGAAUGUGUUCUGCUC
Messenger RNA from Monodelphis domestica (gray short-tailed opossum), 2387 nucleotides. It is a transcript of the gene CCDC192, whose product is annotated as coiled-coil domain containing 192. The record is from RefSeq and is a predicted model, not a curated record. NCBI's taxonomy places the organism in Eukaryota, Metazoa, Chordata, Mammalia, Didelphimorphia, Didelphidae.